Messenger RNA from Branchiostoma belcheri (Belcher's lancelet), 919 nucleotides. RefSeq lists its product as uncharacterized. NCBI's taxonomy places the organism in Eukaryota, Metazoa, Chordata, Leptocardii, Amphioxiformes, Branchiostomatidae. The transcript is spliced from 3 exons. The record is from RefSeq and is a predicted model, not a curated record. The coding region runs from base 1 to 828 and encodes 275 amino acids.
AUGGCCGGACCGGGCGCGGCGCAGUUGGCGGGCAGGCGGGCGCAGGUAGCCCCGCUGCCCGAGCAGGAUUUCGCGCUGUUCCGCACACGCAGAGUGGUGCAGCCUUUAAAAGGAGGCGACAGAGCCCUGGUCCUUCAGACUGACGGAGACACUACAGCGAGAAGGAACACCGUCCUGCUGCCUUCAUCGUCCCGGGUGCUGAGCUCAGAAGUGCGCAGUCAGAGAUCAAGCACAGAAAUGACAGGUCCACUGACGUUCUCUCUUCUCGUGGCGCUGUCGUGUUCGGUACUGGUCGGUUCGGAGAAGCUCCCCGCCUACGACCCCGCCGACUACCGCCCGGGGGAGGCGGAAGACUGGAAACAGACAUGGCGAGAGCUCCUCCACUCCAUCCUCCCCGACAGGACGGUGUCGUACCGGCACUACGGGCGGCGGGCGGCCCUUGGUCUUCCCGGGAAAAGAGCCGAACCGACGCUGGAACCGCGCGACGACGACGACGACGACGACUACGCAGUCAUGGAGAGAUCUGUCAGAAGAAGAGUCCCGCUGUUUGGCUUCCCGGGGAAGCGAACGGCCUGGAAUGUCCUGGAAGAAGAAGAAGAAAAGAAAGCUCCAUUCGCGCUUCCCGGAAAGAGAGCUCCAUUCGCGCUUCCCGGAAAGAGAGCUCCAUUCGCACUUCCCGGAAAGAGAGCUCCAUUCUCGCUUCCCGGAAAGAGAGGUGAAGAGACGCAGGACGACCUGGUUCCAGAGGAGUGGGCUUUCCCGGUCCAACCCGUGCUGUCCAUGCCGUCCAGAAGAGCCCCGUCCCUGGCACUCCCCGGCAAACGAUAGUCCGUCUGCAGGCACAGAAAUCAAGAGAUGACUGUGGUGACAGAAAUGAAGCAAAAUGAAACUAAUUUUGGUCUUUGUAUGAAAAUUAAUU